Molecule: messenger RNA, 1038 nt
Organism: Arabidopsis thaliana (thale cress)
Lineage: Eukaryota; Viridiplantae; Streptophyta; Magnoliopsida; Brassicales; Brassicaceae
Gene: GIP1
Product: AtGCP3 interacting protein 1
Exons: 2
Coding region: 639-854 (71 amino acids)
Biological process (GO): gamma-tubulin complex localization
Cellular component (GO): microtubule organizing center; phragmoplast; spindle
Source: RefSeq, marked reviewed
GACAUAACACAAUUUACAUUUAUUGAAAGACCUCCAAGUCCUUUCCCUUCGUCUCCCACUUCUCACUUCACACUGUGAGUCUGCGACUAUCUCCAAGACCAAGCUUCAUACUUUAUUUUUGCAAAUUCCGUUUCUAAACGUAAGUUUUCUUAUCUUCGUUUCUAUCAGAUUACUCCUUAAUUCUUAGUCUCGAAAUAAAAAAUUUGAAAUUUAUUCGAUGUUAUGCAAAUUGCCGCCGACAUAAAAACCCUAAUUUCAAUCUCAUUUUUCAUCUGAAUUACAUUUCUUUUGAAUUGAAUGUUUCUGGGUUGUGUUUUGGUUUUGGUAUUAACUGAUCUAUUAGACUAAUCCUUGUUCACCUAUCAGAUAAUAUUAUUGGGCUCUGAAACAAAUUUGACUCACUUUUGUGUGUGUGAGCAUUGUAUCUUCACUACAAAGCUCUAGCUUGAAAUGUUGUUGUGUAAUUUAUAAGACUCUAGUUUCUAACUUCUUAUGUCAAAAUCACCUAAGAGUCUUUGACUUGGUUCUUGUUAGAUCAUAGUUCACUUACUUUUGUCUAAUUUGGUUUGGUAGAAACUCUAUAAUUCACUAACUACCUUAGGACUUUAAAAUUGUGGAGUUUAACAGGUGUGAUCAGUAUGGAUGAGGAGGCAUCUCGGACAGCAAGAGAGUCACUAGAGCUUGUGUUUCGCAUGUCAAACAUCUUGGACACGGGUUUGGACCGGCAUACUUUGUCAGUUCUCAUAGCUCUUUGUGAUCUUGGUGUUAACCCUGAAGCUCUAGCUACUGUUGUGAAAGAGCUUCGUCGCGAGUCUAUCCCCGAUUCUGUCACAACCACACCAUCUAUACACUGAUCAGGUAUGCAAUGGAUUAUACAAGUAUUGUGGUUGGUAUGUGAAUCUUGUUACUACUUUUUUUGUAUCAUUUAAACAAAAUUUGUAUGGAUGAAUUAUAACUUCUUUUAUUUGUAUGAACCGUUAUUUGAAAGCCAAAGUAGCAGAAUGCAAAAAAAAGUAUAUAAUUGUAAUUUUAUCUCUC